UCAGUGUCUGGAGUUUCCAACCGAAGUUCAGUGAGAGGGAAAGCACAACUCUAGUGGGGCGGUGUCUGAACCGUGAGUGAGUGAGUGAGCGAGCGAGAGAGAGAGAGAGAGAGAGUGGAGAAGAGAAGUCGAGCAGGAUGCAGACCAUAAAGUGUGUGGUGGUGGGCGACGGCGCCGUGGGCAAGACGUGCCUGCUGAUCUCCUACACGACCAACGCCUUCCCGGAGGAAUACAUCCCCACCGUCUUCGACAACUACAGCGCCCAGAUGAGCGUAGACGGCCGCACGGUCAGCCUCAACCUUUGGGACACGGCUGGCCAAGAGGAGUAUGACCGUCUGCGCACGCUCUCCUACCCGCAGACCAACGUCUUCGUCAUCUGCUUCUCGAUCGGCAGCCCGUCGUCGCAUGCCAACGUGCGGCACAAGUGGCACCCGGAGGUGUCCCAUCACUGCCCCAGCGUGCCCGUGUUGCUCGUGGGCACCAAGAAGGAUCUGCGCCACGACCCGGACACCCUCUCCCGGCUGAAGGAGCAAGGCCUGGCGCCAACCACGCAGCAGCAAGGUGGCGCCCUGGCCAAGCAGAUCGGCGCCGUCAAGUACCUGGAAUGCUCGGCACUCAAACAGGAAGGCGUGCGGGAGGUGUUCGCCGAGGCUGUGAGAGCGGUCCUCUACCCCAACGUUAAGAAGAACAGCAAGAAGUGUGUGCUACUAUAGUUUUGUCAUAAGGAAAAGGAGGUGUUGCGGGGGACUUGGCCGGUGUGUGGGGGGGGGGGGGGGGGGGGGUGUUUGUAGGGAAAUCGGAGUACAAGUGGGUUUAUGGGAUGAGAAACGGCAGCAAGCAGUAGACCCUGUCUGUUGGAGGACUGAUGUGGAUUGAACAACACUGUGGUCCUGAAUACUGAAGACUUCAUUCAGAAAGCCCUGGCUUACCCCAUCCACCCCUCCCAAGUGACCCCUUUGGUCCUUCCACGUUUCUCGGCUUCUUUUUACCCUCAUCUUGCUGCACAGGACUACAUUUGAUUUUUGUAUUACCCUGUUGUACCCAUCAGUCUGUGUACUUCCCUGCUCUCUGCCUUGGCUGCUUCAUCAUUCUAUACCACUGGUUUGCUCUCUAACUUCUCAAAAGCUCAGCUGGUCCAGCUGGAGUAUCAGUGACUCGUUUAGCUCGUCUGGUCCAGUCUGAGUGGGUGUUUUGGUUUCUUUUUUGGCCACAGCAAAGCGCCUUCUCUGCACUCGUGUGGUUUGAGUCAUCAACCCCAAACACACCUUAGCUGGAGAGCCCUGUUGCAGGUAGAAUGACGAGUUGGAACAACGUGUUGUGGAGUCGCGAUGCUUGACCAGUAAGGAAAUAUUUCAAGACUGUGUUGGGUCCAGCCUUUUUGGCCUUCACUGAAGAUUGGAUUAGAUCGUGUGCUUUUGGACUGUCACUGAGUCUAGUCUUAGCUUAAAUCAGUACUGCCGGGACAGUCCCAGUGUAGUCAUGUUUGCCUUCAGAAAUGUGCCUGAACCACUUUGCUUCUUCUCUCUUUUGAACUUGUCCUUUGCAUACUGCAUCAAGCCUGCAUCCUGUGUGAUCUUCCAACUGAAGAACUUCCUUCAGGACUGCCUAUUUGUGCCUAUUGAAAUCAACACCAUCAGCGUGUGAAUCAUAAGGAAAAAAAAAAAUAUAUAUAAUUACAUAUCUCAGUGUCGUCGUCACGCCUUUCCCAUUGCCCAGGAAUGAGCCAUAUACGAAAACAGACUUGUCUGUUCACCAGCUUGGCCUGCCCUGAUGGCAGUGACCCCAAUAUGCUGCUUCCCUGUUCUGUGUUUCUCAUCAAGGGCACCUCUGUGUCCAGUCGUCAGAUUGGCUAAGGGCGGACUGAACGCGAAUACCAGGGACUGCCAGUUCGGAUCUUGUCAAGAAUUUUUGUGUUGUUUUGUAAUCAGGCUGAGAAGAUAAGUCAUGAUAAGCCUAAGUUUUUUUUUUUUGUGUUGUAGUUGUUCUUUUUGGAUUUUGACUUUUUGGUUUGCGUUAAACUGCUUAGCACUUGGGUCUUGUGAUAUAAAAAAAAAAAGGGGGCGGCUAGUUAAGUGCCUGACUCACAAAUCACCUGACGAAUCACCUCACACUCAGCCUGGUGCAAGCUAGGGGCCUGACAGCAUGCUAGCUAUCGACAUUCCAGUGCACAUGUGCUUUUCGGGCAUCCAAGCAGAUGCCUGCCUGAAAUUCCAAAAAGGUUUCUGUGACUUUAAGUGCUUUAAGAUUCAUUGAAAAAUCUAUUUUAUGCAUAUCUGGAGAUGAUCUAAUUAUGGCUAUAAAUUGACAAGUGUGUGUGUGUGAUUAGAUUGUAUUCCGUUAGUCUGUUAGAGGGUUAUCCUGAGUAUCUCAAACUGACACUCUUCUGAGUCGGUUUUGCCUAGAGGCUGAGGAGAUUUGUCACAAGACUGAAAUAAUGUGAUGGUUAUCCGUAAUGUUUAUGUUGGUAUUGGUGCAGUCCAGUUUGUGCCAUUUGGAGCAUUUAGAAAAUCAUAUCCUGUUUGCUCUCACAGGGAUGUGAGAGCAACUUUUAACGUUUGUUUAACGUGUGUGUGUGUGUGUGUGUGUGUGUGUGUGUGUGUGUCUUUGUGGCAUUGUGAUGUGUAUCUGCAUGUGUCUAAUUGUAGACAGAGUGUGCAUUUCUUAGUGUGUGUGUGUGUGUGACAACAGCUUGUGUGGUAGAUUCUGCAGAAACAGAAUUGCACGACUUGCUUAAAGACCCCAGCAGUGACGGCUGAUGGCCUAUCACUUUUAAUAAGCCUGUGUCUGUCUGUGUGUGUGUGUGUGUCCUCUGCAGCUUGUCCUUGUCUGCUGCCUCUUUGUUGGCGGGCUGCCUUUGGCGGCCACAACAGCAGCCCAUCAGAUGGCCGAGUGCACGCACCCGAUCCCUUCAGUGCAGAUCACAGGGACGAUAAAUGCUGGUCUGCCGUGUGAAAUGCUCUCCUCCUCCUCCUCCUCCUCUCCAUCCUCCCCUAGGCAUCCUCACUGACAACCAGUUUCUGCACACAUCAAGCAGAGCUGUUAGACACUCACUGACAAAGGUCUUUCCAUUUGAGUUUUGUUUUAUUUUAUUUUAUUUUAUUUUAUUUUAUUAAUUUUUUUGGUAGGAAGAUGCAUUAUUUUAUUUUUUUUGUAAGAAGGAUAGAUGUCAUGAUUAAUAUUUGCGGAGUGUUCCUCAGCGUGACUUCAUGUAGUGGACGAGGGUACCGUUCCACUGACCGAAAUGGAAGCAUUGUUUUGUUAACGCGCCCUGACUGCAGUCUUGUUUCCUCCUAUUGUCAGGAGACGUCUGUCUGGCAAUUGUUUCAGAAAGACAAUGCGGUUUCACUGGCAAGUCGUCAAAAUGUUGACCAUUCCAAAGGUGAAUUUGUAUGCAGGCGAGUCAUAGCUUUUAGUAGCAUUGUGUUUUUAGAGACCUUUUUAUUGCAACCUGUAUUUUGAGGAGUCUGCUUUUAAACAUCUGUGCAGUUUGGACACAGAGGUCUAGACUUAACCAGACCUCUGUUGGGUGUGACUGCAUACUUGUCAUUUUUUUUAUGUUCAUCUCUGGCAUAGGUUGUUUUUAGUUUUUUUUAAGAUUUGCUCUUGACCAAAGAGCCCCAUUGGAGGCUGUAGGAAAACCGUAUCCCAAAGACGGCUGACCUCUGCUAUUUAGUGAGCAGAGUGGCCAGAGGGGGCUUAGAGAGUGAGGCACAGCUGUGCAGUCACGCCACCACCUCAGAGACAUGACGGCCUCGCCCAAAGACCUGACACUUUUAGUGGUGAGAGGGAGCGAGUGUGUGUGUGUGAGUGUGAGUGUGCGUGCGUGUGUGUGUGUGCGUGGCAAAGCUUAAAUGCAAACGUCACGGCUACCAGGUGCAAGCCACUUAAUCUCCACUUUGGCCAAAGAUUUUCUUCUUAAACUCCAGCAGUGAAGUUGUGUGUGUGUGUGUGUGUGUGAGCAAAAGAAAACUAGCUAAGAUGCCUGAGAUUUGUACAGAUAUAUGUCUAGCAAUAAAAUCAUUAGAUUUUAGCUUGAGG
This is a messenger RNA of Alosa sapidissima (American shad), 4038 nucleotides long. Its product is annotated as rho-related GTP-binding protein RhoG-like. The record is from RefSeq and is a predicted model, not a curated record. The transcript is spliced from 2 exons. Bases 138 to 713 code for a protein of 191 amino acids. Gene Ontology annotation, cellular component: cytoskeleton; cytoplasmic vesicle; plasma membrane. Gene Ontology annotation, biological process: regulation of actin cytoskeleton organization; cortical cytoskeleton organization; small GTPase-mediated signal transduction. NCBI's taxonomy places the organism in Eukaryota, Metazoa, Chordata, Actinopteri, Clupeiformes, Clupeidae. Gene Ontology annotation, molecular function: protein kinase binding; GTPase activity; GTP binding.